Arctia plantaginis is the source of this 549-nucleotide messenger RNA. NCBI's taxonomy places the organism in Eukaryota, Metazoa, Arthropoda, Insecta, Lepidoptera, Erebidae. The record is from the annotation of a GenBank genome assembly.
AUGGUGUAUAUGCUGUCCUCAUGCGAUGAAGGCGCUGUUAUAAAUCCUACAACUGGUAAACCUGAAAUCAUUAUGUUCUACAACCAGACAAAAGGCGGCGUCGACACAUUUGACCAGAUGUGUUCUUCGAUGUCUUGUUGUAGAAAGAGUAACAGAUGGCCAAUGACAAUGUUUUAUGGCAUAUUGAAUAUAGCUUUUAUCAACUCAUAUGUUAUUUACACACACAAUGUUUUGUCAAAACAAGAAAAACCAUUAAACAGAAGAGAAUAUAUGAAAAGACUAAGUACUGAACUGUCAAAACCGUCGAUGAGAUCUAGAUUGGAAAUCCCUACUUUAUCGAGGCGUUUGAGAGAAAAUAUUGAGAAUAUCCUGCCACAAACGAAUCAAGAGGCUUCUCAAGAAACUGAAGAGGAACCUCCGGCUAAAGUUCGGCGUUACUAUAACUUAUGUACUACUAAAAAAAAAAGAAUGUCUAAGAUGACAUGUACAAAAUGUAAAAAGACAGUGUGUGGUGAACAUAAAAAAGAUGUUUGCAACAAUUGUCUGUAA